UUUCAAGAUUGUUAUCGAUUAAUUAUCGUAGUUUUUACCACCAUUAGAGCACACAAAGCGGCUAGUUUUAUUUGGCGCAAGUGAAUUCGUUUUUGACGCGCGUGUUAAAAAAUGAAGAGGUUCACUGUAAAAAUUGACUUAUCCAGUUUUUUUAAUGAUCAAAGAAAAUUGGUUAUAGUAAUGGUUGAUCCAACAUGGACAUCCAUAGCAGCGCUACAGCACCGCGUGGAGCAUUUAUUUGAAAUAAAGCCGGUACUAUUUCUUACAGCGGAUGACUGCUUCAUACCACCUGAAGAACCAGUUAAAAUGUUAAAAUUUUUUAGCAUUAUAAAAGCAUUUAUACCUGAAGACUCUUUAAGAAAAAAAUUCAGAAAAUCUAAAGCGAAAGCUGCUGAAGAUGAAUGUGCUGAAACAUUUCCAAUGUUAAAUGAUGACCUAAAGCAAAGAAAACGUAAAUUCCAAAUGCUUGAAAAUGGCUGCAAGAGUUCAACUCCAAAUCAACCAAAACGUACCAAAAGCAUAUUAGAUGUUCAACCAAAAGAAAAAUCAUGCGAAAUAUCCAGUACUAAUGAAGUUGUGACUUGCACAGAGCCACAAAUAAAUCAAUUAAGCAAAUGUAAUAUAAAUAUUAGUACAGAAAUUGUGGCUGAUAUAGAACCAGUAACUAAUGAAAUCGUGUCAAACGUAUUGUCCAAUAAAAAAAAACGUGAACGUACGAAUAAAAAAAAUAAAGUAAACAUUUCAAAUAGUUCUCCUGAAGAGCAAGCUAAUUUGGACACUUCCUGUGAUAUAAAUAUUCUGACUUCAACACGGACUCUCAAUGAAAAAGAUUUAAGAUUGAGCACAAACACAAACUCGCAAAUUAAACCUCAGCAUAUAUUUUUCGAUUCUAAAGCGGAUAAUCCCGAUCUUAGUAAAAACGUUUCUGUAGAUAGAGGAAAACCAGCAAAACAACGGGAAUUUAUCAGUUUUCGUUGUGGUGUUACAAAUAACGAGCGGAGACAGUUUAAUAAUUCUAUAUCUAAUCAAAGCAAAAGGAAUCGUGUUUCAAUAAUUGAACACGUCAUAAUUACUCCAAAAGAAACACUAAAUAAAUUUAAAGAAGUAAAUAAGACUGACUCACAUCAAGCAAAUUGCGCAGAUGAUAACUCUUGCAACGAAGAUAAUGAUGUAAAUAAAACUGGAACUGAUAUCAGUAGAAAAAAAUCAUUUUCAGAAGUUAAUGAUGAAUCUAUUAUACUAAAUGAAAUUGAAGAAUUACAAUGUAUGACUACUUUCAAUAAAUCUGAAAUAUGUGAGAAGUUAAAAGUAAAAAGUCCAAGUAAAAAAAUUUUAUUAGUAGAGAAAGAGAGAAAUAGCGAGGAUAAUAUAAGCGGACUUGAUAUCAGCAAAAAUAACACAGAACUCAAUACCUCGAAUGUGUUAUUCAAAAACUUAAGUGCUAAAACUAAUAAUAUUGGACCAUUAAACAAACACUAUCGUCGCACAGACAGCCCAGUUUGUAAAUCAAGCAUUAUAUUUAAAAAUCAGAUAACAACUCCACUUAAUAUAAGUAAAGAAAAUCUUGCUAUAGCUGAGCAAAAUGAAAAAAAUGAUACGUUAGAAGUAUCAAAGGUAUCUGUUAGUAACCAUGGUGACAUCUUCCAAAUGGAUGUAACUGCUAUGAACAGUACUAAAAUUUGCGAUGGUGAUGAUAAAAAGAAAAAUGUUACACAAUUGUAUAAUAGCGACAUAAAUAAGAUUAUGGACUUAAAUAAUGACACAGAAUGGCUUGAUUCACGUUUGAAUAAUUCUAGUGUUAUGUCAAUUGAAAAUGAAUGCGAUGAAUCCGAUAGACAUGAUGAUCUUAAUUUGACAAAUGAAGAAAGUAAACUGAAUGAACAAUUAGCAAAUUCAAAUGUUGAUAUAACUAUUGAAGCAGAAUUGCCUAGAAUUUCAAUUCAAAAUUGUACUAAUUCAAUUAUUGUAAGUGAAAUCAAUGCAAAUGCUAGUGAACUUUUAGCUGCAAACAAAACAGAUAUCCAUAUGGAUUACACAUUCGAUGAAAAUAGUGAUGAAGUUAUAGAUUUAGAUGAAACAGAGAAUGAAAGCUUUUUAAUGGAUAUAACUACGUCUGUAACAGUGGGUGAGACUGAUUUAAAAAAACAACUAGAAAAAUCUAAACCAUUAAAUGAUUUGCCAAAUGUUGGCGAUAUUGUAAUAUUUAAGAUGCUUCGCUUAGAUGAAUUAUGUACACCCACUAUAACAGAUUAUAUUAAAGGAAUAUGCGAAUAUGUCAAUAAAAGAACAAAAAGUAUAAAAUGGCGUAUAUUAGAUGGUCAUUCUCAAAUACAUCGUAUCCCUUCCAAGUUUGCUACUGAAUUCGAUGAUUCUACAGAUACAGACAUUAUUAAUAUUAAGUUGAAUGAUAUGAUUGAGCCAAAAUUGCUUCAAAAAUAAUAGAGUAAUAACUAUUUGUUAAAUAUUUGUGAAA
Teleopsis dalmanni is the source of this 2473-nucleotide messenger RNA. RefSeq lists its product as uncharacterized. The transcript has 6 exons. NCBI's taxonomy places the organism in Eukaryota, Metazoa, Arthropoda, Insecta, Diptera, Diopsidae. The record is from RefSeq and is a predicted model, not a curated record. The coding region runs from base 112 to 2439 and encodes 775 amino acids.